AUGGGACAGCUUUCUCUAUAUAUUCCACACUAUCCUUUCAUCAUUGGAGAGACUGACUGCGUGGGCGCUUCUCAAACAGUGAGGACGACCUUAAAUAAGGGGCUGGACUCUGUGGAUACAGCAGAACCCGCUGCCUCCCCGUUGCGAUGCAGUGAAUCUGCUCCGCGCUUUGUCCGCUAUAUAAACUGCACACGGCGACCAGAGCGCACAGCUUCAGUGGACAGCUCCGUGGUGCUGAAACCUCACAGCCACCGCUCACCCGCCUCCUCUCUGAAGCCGCCGCACACGACCGGAACCAUGGACGGAUACUCGUGGAAACUUUUUCUACUUUCUUUUCUGCUUGUUGUGGGGAGCUCCGCGCAAGACUUUGGACAGACGCAGUUUAUUUGCACGUCGGUGCCCAAGGAUAUGGACUUGUGCGCGGCCACGAUGCAGAACAGCGGGCCGGCGGAGGACCUGAAGACUACGGUCAUGCAGCUUCGCGAGACCGUGCUGCAGCAAAAAGAGACCAUCAUGAACCAAAAGGAGACCAUCAGGGAACUAACGUCCAAGUUGAGCCGCUGCGAGAGCCAGAGCCUCCCGGCGGCGGGACCCGGUGGGAGACGGCCGGGGUCGAAGAACACGAUGGGGGAUGUAUCCCGGGGCACCGCGGACACUCUGACCCAGCUGGGACAGACUUUACAGACGCUGAAACAGAGACUGGAGAAUCUCGAGCAGUACAGUCGAGGUAAUAACACCGUGCAAGCGAACAGCCUGAAAGAUCUGCUACAAAACAAGAUAGACGACAUGGAGAAGCAGGUUUUGUCCCGGGUCAACACGAUAGAGGAGACCAAACCCAGCACCCGGAAUGACACCGAUCAGCGGAACAGAGUGGAGUCCACGCUCACCACCCUGCACCAUCGGAUCACAGACCUCGAGAAAGGUAAAGACAGCAGGCCGACAGAUGCCUUUCAGCUCACCUUUCCCCUGAGAACCAACUACAUGUACGCCAAAGCCAAGAAGAGCCUUCCUGAGAUGUACUCCUUCAGCGUGGGUCUGUGGAUCAAGUCCAACGCCUCUCCUGGGGUGGGGACACCCUUCUCCUACGCUGUCCCCGGUCAGGCCAACGAGCUGGUGCUGAUAGAGUCGGGGAACAACCCUAUGGAGAUUCUCAUUAAUGACAAGGUUGCAAAGCUACCGUUCGUCAUCAACGAUGGGAAAUGGCAUCACCUGUGCAUCACGUGGACCACCCGUGACGGGAUGUGGGAGGCCUUUCAGGAUGGAGUGAUGCGGGGCAACGGAGAAAAUCUGGCACCGUACCAUCCCAUCAAACCAGAAGGAGUGCUGGUCCUCGGACAAGAGCAGGAUACGUUGGGAGGAGGCUUUGAUGCGACACAAGCUUUCGUUGGUGAACUGGCAAACCUGAACAUCUGGAACAGGAAACUUUCCGUCACAGAGAUCUACAACUUGGCGACCUGUAACAGCAAACCACAGUCUGGCAAAGUCUUCUCCUGGACGGAGAGCAACAUAGAAAUAUUUGGCGGGGCGACCAAAUGGACCUUCGAGCCUUGCCGUUCGCUCAACUGAACCUUUAUUUCCCCGUCAGAGAAAGUCCACUGUGUAUUUCUGAGCUUUUGUCGUUCAUGUCUUCAUGUUAGAGACUAUUUGAGUUGUUGGUAAGCUUAAAUCUGGGAUUUCUAUCGUUCUUAGGUAUUUAUGUGAAAACAAAACUUUUCAUCUUGAGGAAAAAACAAAAAACAGAAUUCAUCUUGGAAACCUCAGAGCAAAAGUAUUCGAUAUCUGUUUCGGUAUAUGUUUAAAAGUUUUUUUUUUUGUUGGACGGGCAGUUGAAAGCACACGGAAGCUUUGCGUUUUGGCUCAUUUCGACCUGGACUGGCAGCCGGCAAUCUGCGCCGUAUGUUUGGACAAUUCACAAUCCAAGUGAGGAAAUUACAUAACCGCUCGCACCCGCUUCCGUCUGGGAAGUGGCAGAUUACGCUGUCCAUGCAAUUCUUGUCAGUGUUUGGCGCCGUGAAGUGAUGUCUGGCGCAGAACAACUCCACCCCCCCCCCCCCCCCCUCCCUCCAUCUCCUCCUUCAUCCUUCAUUCUGCUCCGCCACUCCGGAACUUGCACUGUGACUGACUGAGAGAUUGCCAGGAGAGGAGGAUAUGUUGAAGGACAUUGCGAACUCAGGCUUUGGUACAAGUCAAUUUGCAAUAGUUGUUCGCUUCAAGUGUUUCUGUAAGAAUGUUGUUAACUUGCUACAAAGCCUGGGUGCCUUGGGCUGGUACAGAUAUUCAGCACAUUCAGUAUGUUUUAAGUUGCAAAUUCAAUGGUCACUGGUUUCUGUUUUCUUUUCUGAGAUGGGUUUAAUUUCUUGUUUCUCUGGUAAAUGUAAUUUAAUUACAGUUUGUUAUCUGACAUGACGUGUUUUGGCAGGUGUUCGUUCUGCUCUGUACUAGGAAUGUUACAGUAUGUGUAUAGUGACAGCAUGAAUGACAAGAGUGCCGUGAAAGCAUUUUUGAAAUCUGCUUUACUAUCUUCUCUGGGUCUGGGUUUUUUACUGUAUUGUUAUAUGCUCCAAGCAUGGCAAAACUGAGAGAUGAAGAAUUUAAUUUUUGUAAUAAAAUUGUGAUACUUAAUGUCA
Molecule: messenger RNA, 2627 nt
Organism: Pungitius pungitius (ninespine stickleback)
Lineage: Eukaryota; Metazoa; Chordata; Actinopteri; Perciformes; Gasterosteidae
Product: neuronal pentraxin-1-like
Exons: 6
Coding region: 1-1566 (521 amino acids)
Source: RefSeq, a predicted model, not a curated record